AGAGAGAGGAGUGGAGAGAGAGAGAGAGAGAGGAGAGAGCGCGCGGCGACGAGCGGGUGCGCCGUCGGGGCACCGACGCGGUCCCCGCCUCCUCGCAGGUGACGAUGCGCGACGCGCGCGAGCUGCACCCGCCCGCUUCGCUCGACGCGCUCGGCUUCGCGCUGCAGUCGUGGCCGACGAAGUGCGACGACUUCGAGGACGACGACGCGGUGGUGGCGACGUACUACGGCGAGAUGAUGGACCUGGUCAAGGCCGCGUCGGGCGCCGAGCGCGUGUUCAUCUUCGACCACACCGUGCGAGAGAGCGGAAACACAAACCUCAACGCGGCGGCGGGCGGCUCGGCGGCGCCGGUGCCGCGCGUGCACUGCGACUACACGGCGUCGGGGGCGCCGCGGCGGCUGCAGCAGCUGGGCGCCGAGGGUAUCUACUCGCGGCUGCGGGGGCGGGUGCUCACGCCGGAGGACGUGGAGGAGCUCGCUGCGGGCCGCUUCGCCUUCAUCAACGUGUGGCGCUCGAUCGACGACUCGCACCCGGUGAUGCAGCAGCCGCUCGCCGUCUGCGACGAGAAGUCUGUCGCGGAGGAGGACCGCUUCACCUACGAGCUGCGCUUCCCCGACCGGACGGGAGAGAACUACUCUCUUCGCCACUCGCGCGCGCACCGAUGGUACUACUUCCCGCGGCAGACCAAGGACGAGUGCCUCGUCUUCAAGGUGUACGACAAGCGGGAAGACGGGCCUCGCUUCGUCUUCCACACCGCCUUCUCCGACCCGAGCUCGCCGGCGGACGCGCCCCCGCGUCGCUCGAUCGAGGUGCGCGCGAUCGCCUUCUUCGACCCGCCCGAGCUCGAGGAGCCCGUCGAUGCGAUGCGGACAGCCCAGGGGGAGCCGUUUGCGGGGCGGUGACUGCCAGCAGACGAUGCCAGUAGCACGGCGCGCCGCCCCUCCUGCGCGCUGCUGCGAGGCCGAGGGGGCCGAUGUGUCCACACUCCAGGCGGACCGCGCGCGCAUUUGAUUGUACUCUCAGAACCAUGAUCCAUGUGUGUAUCGGUCGGUAUGUUGUAUUGUUUUUUCUCUGUGUCGCAUACUGUAACU
Messenger RNA from Emiliania huxleyi CCMP1516, 1091 nucleotides. RefSeq lists its product as hypothetical. NCBI's taxonomy places the organism in Eukaryota, Haptophyta, Isochrysidales, Noelaerhabdaceae. The transcript is spliced from 2 exons. Gene Ontology annotation, molecular function: oxidoreductase activity. The coding region runs from base 105 to 902 and encodes 265 amino acids. The record is from RefSeq and is a predicted model, not a curated record.